AUGACCUGCGCCGCCAUGACCUGGAUCCCCGUCCUCCUCGCCCUCCUCCUGCUGUGUGUCAGGGACUCCUCUCCCCUCUUCCUGCCCGACUCCAAAGAGCUCCAGCAGCUGCUGAGCCGCUACGAGGAGGAAGCAAACCAGAGCGGCAACAGCAACACAGCUGGCAACAGGAGCCGCCGAGCAAUCCGCUGGUCCGACCGGGACGAGAUCCUCCAGCUGCACAACAAGCUGAGAGGAGCCGUCUACCCCACAGCCUCCAACAUGGAGUUCAUGGUUUGGGACGAUGAUCUGGAGCGGUCGGCCAUUCACUGGGCCCAGCAGUGCCAGUGGGACCACGGACCCCAAGACCUGCUCAUGUCUAUCGGACAGAACCUGGGGGUCCACUGGGGAAGAUACCGCUCUCCUGCCUUCCAUGUCCAGUCGUGGUACGAUGAGGUGAAGGACUACACCUACCCCUACCCCCAGGAGUGCAACCCCUGGUGUCCGGACCGCUGCUCCGGGCCCAUGUGUACCCAUUACACCCAGCUGGUCUGGGCGACCACGAGCCGAGUGGGCUGCGCCGUGCACGUCUGUCCCAGGAUGGACGUCUGGGGAGAAGUAUGGGAGAACUCCGUUUACCUCGUGUGCAACUAUUCCCCAAAGGGGAACUGGAUCGGAGAGGCUCCGUACCAGCACGGACGCCCCUGCUCCCAGUGUCCUCCCAGUUACGGAGGAGGCUGCAGGAAUAACCUCUGCUACAAAGACUCUCAGCGCUCAGAGACGGAGGACAUGAACGAGGUGGAGAAGCCUCAGGUUCCUCUGCCGCCUCGUACCACCGCCAGACCAGCUCCCAAACCCAAACCCUCUGCCCCGAAGAAACCAGCAACCAGACCCUCCGCUCCCAGGACCACCACGCCCAGGACGCCAUCUUCAAAGACCCCCAGCAGCACUUUUCUGGCUCAGAACAUUAAGUGUGAGACUAGACUGCGAGAUAAGUGCAGAGGUGCAACAUGCAACAGAUAUAAUUGUCCUGCUAACUGUGUGAAUAAGAAAGGGAAAGUCUGGGGAACUCUCUUCUAUGAUGUGCAAUCAAGUAUUUGCAGAGCUGCGAUCCAUUUUGGUGUCAUUGACAACAACGGAGGAGUGGUCGAAGUCACCAGGAUGGAAAAGUUCCCGUUCUUCGUCAAAGCCACUAAAAACGGCAUCGAGUCGUUAAGUAAAUAUAAAGCCGGGAAUGCCUUCGUGGUGGCUCGGGUGGAAGAAAUAACUGCUGACUGUUACACCACAGUGGCUGAAAUCUGCCCUUUCAAAAAGCCCUCCUCCAGCUGCCCAAGAAUCUUCUGUCCGGCCAACUGUAAGACUCAGCCUUCCUACUGGUCACCUGUGGUUGGAAACAACAUCUACACAGAUAGCUCCAGUAUCUGUAAAGCAGCGAUCCAUGCAGGCGUGAUGAGAGCAGACGGAGGCUUGGUGGACGUUCUGCCUCUGGACAAGAGAAAGAGCUACGUUGGAGUCCUGAAAAAUGGCAUCCAGUCUGAGAGCAAAAGCAACACAGAGGGAGGUUCAUUCCGAGUCUUUACUGUGAGGGAGUGAGACUCCAGAUCAGAAGUCCAGAGACCACCAGAGUCCCCUGAGCUGCUCUAGAGGAGCAGGAAGCCACAGGUUGGAUACCACGACUGUUCUUCUGUCUCUGUCCUCCAGCAGGAACAGGACGUCCCAGCAGAUCCACAUUUCCCUCUAUGUUCAUAAACAAUCACCACCCAGUAAAAGUGGUCCAAUAUUUUGAUGGACCUUCAUUUUUUAAAACUCCAGAUAUAGAUAUUUCUCCAUACUUAGUUAAUCUGUGAAUACAGAAUGUUUAUAUAAAUAUAUAUAUUAUGAUGUAUUGAACAGCUGGUGCUGGAAGUUUUGAGUUAGACAUGUUUUACAGAAAUGUUUACAUUGAUUUUCUUCUUAUUACAAAUCCAUACACAGGAAUGUAUACUGAUCACACUGUAUUUAAUCAUUGUGUACAGAAUAUAUGAUAUUUUGUUUGUUUUAAAAAUGGAGUACCAUAUAUUAACGUUUUUAUUCUGUAUUUUUAUUUUAUUUUAUUGCCAUUUUCUGCUCACCUAGAUAAUCUUUUCUUUCUGCUCUUGAGGAUUUCAGCCUGUGAAACCAAACUUGUAUUUAUAAGUGAAGUGGUGAGCGCGGCGGAUGUGUUUGUCAGACAGAAACAGGAAGGAGAAGAGUGGUAGAUG
Centropristis striata (black sea bass) is the source of this 2219-nucleotide messenger RNA. It is a transcript of the gene crispld2, whose product is annotated as cysteine-rich secretory protein LCCL domain containing 2. NCBI's taxonomy places the organism in Eukaryota, Metazoa, Chordata, Actinopteri, Perciformes, Serranidae. Gene Ontology annotation, cellular component: extracellular region. The record is from RefSeq and is a predicted model, not a curated record. The transcript is spliced from 14 exons. The coding region runs from base 1 to 1572 and encodes 523 amino acids.